AGUUGUUGGAUAAUGUCGUCAGUAUUUCGUUCAUUCAGUUAUUUAUUUUAUUGCAUAUAUCGAGUAAAAGUGUUAUUGAAUAUCAGGGUUGAUCGGUUAUGAAAAAUCAUGGAUACGCAUAAAUAAAAAUCUGUCGGAGAUUUCAAUUUUCGUAUUUAGAGAAUAUAAAUAGAUUAUUAUGAUAAGUCAUUAUUUCUCUUUUUGUUUGUGAUUGUGUAUUACUUUGAUAAUGAUUCGUUAGCGCUAAUGUGGUAUGGCCCUUGUUACAAUACGUCGUUCUCCAAGUGUGCAGCCACCAAGGAAAACGGAUGAGGCAGAAAAAUCAAGCGAUUGUACUGAAGAGGAUGUGGGAAACCGCGUCAGCAAGAGUCUCAAUGAGUGCUACUUUGCUAACAAGGGAGCGGCCCUGGUGCUGGGAGGGUCAGAGCGAGGUUGUGCAGACCAGACGCAGUCACCAGCGCGCGCUCAUCCUCAGCCAGACAUACAGCAUCACCUUCAAUCCAUGUUUUAUUUAUUGCGACCCGAAGAGACUCUCAAAAUGGCGGUGAAAUUGGAGAGCGCUCACGCAGGCCGCACACGUUUCCUGGUAGUGGUCUGUCACAACGAUGAGGCGGCACUGCUCGGUAUCGACUGCAAUGAGCGCACCACCGUCGGUCUCGUGCUCCGAGUCCUCGCUGACACCUCCAUCAAACUUGAUGGUGACGGAGGAUUUAGUGUAUGUGUGUGCAAUCAACAGCACAUAUUCAAGCCGGUGUCUGUGCAAGCCAUGUGGUCAGCGCUUCAGACGUUACACCGCGCGAGCGGUCGCGCUCGGGAACUCAACCACUUUGCAGGUGGUGCAUCCCACAUGUGGUGUUCAUACUACGAGCGGCAUGUCGACUCCGACCGAUCCUGCCUUAACGAGUGGCACGCAAUGGACUGCAUCGAGUCCCGCCGCCCGCCUUCGCCAGACUCGCUGAGGCACAAGCCACGGCAAAGGGACGAAACAGAAUGCGUGAUUCGUUGCACAUUGAAGGAGAUCAUGAUGAGUGUGGAUUUAGACGAAGUGACAAGUAAAGCGAUACGCGGCCGGCUAGAGGAUGAAUUAGACAUGGAUCUUGCAGAAUACAAAUCUUUUAUUGACCAAGAAAUGCUUACUAUACUGGGUCAGAUGGACGCGCCCACUGAGGUGUUUGACCACGUCUAUCUCGGAUCUGAAUGGAACGCAAGUAAUUUAGAAGAAUUGCAAAGAAAUGGGGUCAGGCAUAUAUUGAAUGUAACUAGAGAAAUCGAUAACUUCUUCCCUGGAAUGUUUGACUAUUUAAACGUGAGAGUGUAUGACGAUGAGAAGACUGAUCUACUCAAACAUUGGGAUAACACAUUUAAGUACAUUAACAAAGCCAGAAAUGAAGGCUCGAAAGUACUAGUUCACUGUAAGAUGGGUAUUAGUAGAUCCGCAUCGGUUGUAAUCGCUUAUGCCAUGAAAGCGUUCAAUUGGAAUUUUGAAAAAGCUUUGAAGCAUGUGAAGGCUAAGAGGAAUUGUAUCAAACCUAACACAAACUUUUUGAAUCAACUCGAAACCUACCAGGGGAUUCUCGACGCUAUGAAAAAUAAAGAAAAGUUGCAGCGGUCUAAAUCAGAAACCAAUUUGAAAUCACCUAAGACGGCGUUGAAGAAUGAAACAAAAGUGAUGGACCCGACGCCCCUGGUGUUGGCAUUGACGGGAUCGUAUAUGGGCCGACCUCGGUCUUGGUCGCCCGAUACCAAAUUGGCUUCGGAGCUUUUGCCGCCGACUUCUGUCUCGCUUGAAAAUUUAGCUUCUGAACACAGACACAUGCUUAUGCCCUAUGCCAACGGAAGUUACAGCGUCUCACCGAAUCAAAUUAUAAGGUUAAAAGAAGAAGGAGCUCCGUCAGUCAAACACAUAGUUAAUGAAAUCGAAAACGCAGCGUCGGGCGAACGAAGAGAUUUUAGAAGAUAUCAGAGAUUGAAUUUCGGUAACACAAACGAACCGCCCAGCAAUAGAUUGUCCGACGCGUCCGGCGGUUCGGUCGUUCAACUUUCGGACGUACCGAAUAGACCCCCGCAAACUUCGCCUUCGAAAAGUACGAAUCAAAAAUGCGUCCACUCCGAUUUAGAAAACGACAAGAUCCACACGUGGGAUCCGGGGGAAGCGGCGCCCGAUCGAAGCGAAGACAACAGAAAUAGUGAUAAUAUAGUGAAAAGUGAUAGUGGAAUCGUAGACGUGAAAAGUAAACAGAGUGAUGCCUUUUCAAAUUCAUUGGAACGGAAUUCGGAGAGUGAGAACCGACGAGGCGAGGAGGACGCGCCGCCGCCGAGUCGGCAGAGCUCUUGGAGUUCGUCCGACAGCGCAGUGGUGGCGGAUCUGGCGCGGCCCACGUGGGGCCCGAGCGAGCCCGCGCGCCGGCUCAAGGACAAACCGGACGGCCUCAAGAAGGAGGAGGAGCGCUCCGCCUCCGACCUGGCCAUCAUCACCGAGCACGCGGAGGCCCGGCCCGUGCGCGCCCCCUUGUCCGACAACGUGCGCAAGUUCAACGAGACGUGUGCCAUACUGAAGGAGCUCGCGACCGCGGCGGCGCGCAUCGAGCGGUCGCGCGGCCGGGGCGCGUGCACGUGGGGCGGGCGCCUGUCGGCGUCGGCGCCGGCGGACACGUGGCUGCGCUCCGGCCUGCGCCGGCGCCGGCCCGCCGCCGCCUCGCACGGCGACCUGCGCGCGCAGCCCGAGCCCGCGCCCUCGCCCGCCGGCCUCGUCAGCAACCUCAAGAAAGAGUUCGAGGCGCGCUCCGAGGGUGAUUCGCUGCGUCGCUCCAAGUCGCGGGGCCGCGCUCCGCUCGCGUCGCCGCCCGAGGAUCUCUCCGUGAAGGUUCUCGUGGACCGGUACGACCAGCCGGGCCGCUCCCGCUGCGAGUCCGCGAGUGAGGGCCCCAAGAAGUGUAAGCUAGCGGAGGGCGAGGGCCGCGCGCGAGUGCGGAACUCAUUCUGUGGCACGCUGCGGGGCGGGGCGGGCGUGGAGCGGCCGCCGCUCGCGCCCACGGUGGUCGCGCUCGCGCCACUGGACUACUCUAAUGUGGUGGUAUCAACUGUGAUGUCGAAAGCUCAAAACAAAAAACAAUUGCAACACGGAAAGACCCAUCCGUUGACGAGGCUCAACUUGAAUCGGUCGAAUAAUAGAUGUUCAAAUCCUGUAUAUAAUACUAUGUAGAAGUAUUUAUGUUUUUUAUUUAUUAUGAAUUCUUGCCAAACUCGAUAUUUUAUCUUUCUAGAGUUUUAUAACUAUUUACAAAAUGAAAUCACAGUGUAUUUGUCUAUCACGUAAAUUGUAUUAAACGGCUGUUUGUACGUAGCGAAAUGUUACAAGAGAGAAUAAAUUCAAAAUAGAACUGAUGUACAACUUUUAAGCUUGUCUCUUAUUUACUGCCUGUGUCGACAAACACAUGUUUCUGUAACAUUCUAUCACACAUUGUAAAUGUCUUGUCGUUCUAGCUCAUGAAUUUAUUUUCUAUAUAAAAUAUAUAUUUAUAAGUUAUUUAUAUAUAAAGACUCGGUCGAGUAUUAAAAUGGACCAUGCACGUUUCUUCUGUUGUUUACCUUUGACACUUUAGUCAAUC
Messenger RNA from Diatraea saccharalis (sugarcane borer), 3608 nucleotides. Lineage: Eukaryota; Metazoa; Arthropoda; Insecta; Lepidoptera; Crambidae. The record is from the annotation of a GenBank genome assembly.